CGUGACACGAGCAGGAGCUGGAGGAGCGUCACACGGAUUUAUGAACAAACUACAAUGGGUUACGGUUUCAUAACGGUUCAUAAUGAUUUCAUUAAUGUGCAGUUUUGACUGAAUGUUGACAGGCGUUCAGGUCGUGUAACAUUUGGAUACAGAUACAGCAUUUACUGAACCACAGCGACAAUUUUGUUUUAAAAAGUAAUAAAAAGUUAAAUGAACAACAUUUAUGUUAAAGUUAUAUUAGUAAACGUUGAUCGAUUACUUUAAACGCGGACCUAAAAUCCCGGGAUCAGUGUGUGAUCUGUAUGAUAUGAGCUGAUUUUCUCUCCAAAACAGGAAUUUACAUGUACUUGAUGGGAAACCAUGAACAUUGUGAGAAACUGAGUCUAGAAGACUAACAUGUCAGUCAAGAUUUACCCGUGCAGCUCCAUGAAGACUGAAUGAAUCAUGGACGACACACAAACACUGAAUGGAGAUUUUUCUCCAGAAUGCAGUCAAUUACACAGUCAGAGUUCAGUCUCACCGGAGCCCAGCUGUGUGUCCAUGAAGAGUGACCGGUCUAUGGACGCACCACUAAAAUUUAAGGGAAGACACACAUCAGCUGAUCUGAGUCAAUUACACAGUCAGAGAUCAAACUCACCGGAGUCCAGCUGUGUGUCCAUGAAGAGUGACCGGUCUAUUGACGCACCACUAAAAUUUAAGGGAAGACACACAUCAGCUGAUCUGAGUCAAUUCCAUGUUAAGAGAUCAAACACACCAGAGUCCAGCUGUGUGUCCAUGAAGAGUGACCAGUCUAUGAACACAUUAGUAACAUUAAAGGGAAAACACACAUCAGCUGAUCUGAGACAUGACUCUCAACUGGUCCAAAGCACAUUCAAAUCAAAUCUGCUGAAGAAGUUUCAGUGUCUGUAUGAAGGAACAGCGAAGCAGGGAAACCCAACACUCCUGAAUGAGAUCUACACAGAGCUCUACAUCACAGAGAGUGAAAGUGGAGAGAUCAAUAAUGAGCAUGAGGUGAGACAGAUUGAGACACAAUCCAGGAGAGCAGAAACAGAGGACACACCAAUCAAAUGCAAUGACAUCUUUAGACCUUUACCUGGACAAGACAAACCCAUCAGAACUGUGCUGACAAAGGGAGUCGCUGGCAUUGGAAAAACAGUCUCUGUGCAGAAGUUCAUUGUGGACUGGGCUGAAGGGAAAGAGAAUCAGGACGUCCAGCUCAUAUUUCCACUUCCUUUCAGAGAGCUCAACUUGAUGAAGGACAAAACACUCAGUCUUUCAGAUCUUCUUCAUGUCUUUUUCCCUGAAACAAAAGAAAUGGAAAUAUCCAGUGAUGAAUAUAAAGUGUUGUUCAUCUUUGAUGGUCUGGAUGAGUGUCGUCUGUCUCUGAACUUUAAGAGCGAAGUGAAACUGUGUAAUAUAUCUGAAUCAGCCUCAGUGGACGUACUGCUGAUGAACCUCAUUGUGGGGAAUCUGCUUCCCUCUGCUCUCAUCUGGAUCACCUCCAGACCAGCAGCAGCUGAUCUCGUCCCCUCUGAGUGUGUCCAUCGAGUGACAGAGGUACGAGGCUUCAGUGAGCCACAGAAGGAGGAAUACUUCAGGAAGAGAAUCAGUGAUCAGAGUCUGGCCAAUAUAAUCAUCUUACACCUGAAGUCAUCAAGGAGCCUCUUUAUUAUGUGUCACAUCCCAGUGUUCUGCUGGAUCUCAGCCACUGUUCUAGAGAAGAUGUUGAGUGAAGCAGAGCUAGGAGAGAUUCCCAAGACUCUCACUCAAAUGUACACACACUUCCUGAUCAUUCAGACCAACAUCAAACAUGAGAAGGACUAUGAGAAGAAAGUGAAACAUGAAGACAUGAUCCUCAAACUGGGGAAACUGGCUUUCCAGCAGCUUGUGAAAGGAAACCUGAUCUUCUAUGAGGAAGACCUGAGAGAGUGUGGCAUUGAUGUGACAGAAGCAUCAGUGUACUCAGGAUUGUGCACUCAGAUCUUCAGAGAGGAGUUGGGCUUGUAUCAGGGGAAAGUCUUCUGCUUUGUUCAUCUGAGCAUCCAGGAACAUCUAGCAGCUCCAUAUGCACACAUUUACUUUACAAACGAGAACAGAAAUGUGUUUGACCAAACCAAACCAAGUCUGUUGUCUAAGGUUUUAAACUGGUUAGGGUUAAACCAGAUUAAACAUGUUUCAUUAUCUGAGCUUCAUCAGAGAGCUGUGGAUGAGGCUUUACAGAGUAAGAAUGGACAUCUGGACCUUUUCCUGCGUUUUCUUCUGGGUCUCUCAUUGGAGUCCAAUCAGACUCUCUUACGAGAACUACUGACACAGACAGGAAGCUGCUCCUACAACAGAAAGAAAACAGUUCAGUACAUCAAACAGAAGAUCAGGGAGAAUCGCUCUCCAGAGAGAUCCAUCAAUCUGUUCCACUGUCUGAAUGAACUGGGUGACGAUUCACUGAUGCAGGAGAUCCAACGUUAUCUAAAAUCUGGAGGAAUAGGAAAAACCAAACUCUCCUCUUCACAGUGGUCAGCUCUGGUUUAUGUGUUUCUGACAUCAGAGCAGAAGAUGGAUGUUUUUGAUCUAAAACAGUUUAUUGGAACACAAAAUACAGCAGAUGAAGUUCUUCAGAAGCUGCUGCCUGUGGUUAAAGAAUCCAGAUCAGUUCAGUUGAGUAAGUGUGGUGUCACAGAUGAAGGUUGUGCUGCUCUGGCUUCAGCUCUGAGAUCAAACCCCUCACACCUGAGAGAACUGGAUCUGUCAGUGAAUAAACUAGGAGACAGAGGAGUGAAGCUGCUUUCUGAUCUACUGAAGGAUCCUCAAUGUAAACUGGAGAAACUGUGCGGAAGCGUUCCGCCGUCCUGUUCAGCCUCCUCGUGUGAAGACCGACUCGGGUAAAGACCUGCGACUCUACCUGCACGACUCCACCGAGCAAGGACACCGUUAAGGCACUUAAGUAUCUUCCUUCCCUUGCUUCUUCAGUUCUUUUCCUUCAUACUCAGCAUGUGCUUUCAAUACAUUCCUGUUGUCUCUCGGCAACGCUCCACUCUCACACGUAGAAGGCAGCGCAAUACUGCUAACCUGCGUCCUAUCUACUCCUCUUCUAAUACUCCUCUCUCUGUUUCUGUGGGUCUAUGGAAUUGUCAGUCAGCAGUUAACAAAGCUGACUUCAUUUCAGCCUUUGCUACUAAUUCUACUCUCAAUAUCUUGGGUUUGACUGAGACCUGGAUUCAUCCAGAGGACUCAAUAACCCCUGCUGCUCUCUCUAAUAACUUUCUCUCAUACCCCUCGCCAGUCUGGGAGGGGUGGGGGCACAGGUCUUCUCAUUUCUGACAAUUGGAAAUACUCAACUCACUCUUCUCUAUGCAACAACAAUUCGUUUGAGUUUCAUGCAAUUACAAUCACAACUCCGGUCAAAAUUCAUAUUGUAGUAAUUUAUCGCCCCCCAGGCCAACUGGGUUCCUUUGUAGAGGAACUGGACAUGCUGUCUUCAUUCCCAGGGGAUGGCAGCCCGCUUGUAGUUUUUGGAGAUUUCAACAUUCAUCUAGAGAAGCCUUAUGCUUCAGACUUCCUCUCUCUUCUAGCCUUAUUUGAUCUCAAACGGCUCAUCACCACAAGUACCCACAAAUCUGGCAACCAACUUGACCUAAUUUACACGUACAACUGUAUCACAGACAAUAUUUUGGUAAAACCUCUGCACAUCUCUGAUCAUUUCUUCAUUUCUUUUAAUCUACAACUCCCUAUUUGGGGACCACCAACCAUUUUACCAGUUACCUUCAGAUGAAACCUGUGCUCUCUCUCUUCUUCUCAUCUUUCCUCCGUUGUAUCAUCCUCCCUUCCCUCACCCAUACAAUUCCAUCUCUGGAUGUGAAUACAGCAACAGACACAUUAUGUUCCACCUUAACUUCAUCUCUUGACAGUAUCUGUCCUCUGUCAUCCAGGCUUGCACGUGCUACUCCCUCUAAUCCCUAGUUAUCCGAUGUUCUUCGUGAACACCGGACCAAAGAGAGAAAAUGGCGCAAAUCCAAAGACCCAUCUGGCCUAGGUAGUUAUCAAUCUCUGCUCUCAUCCUUUUCUGGUCAAGUCCAUGCUGCUAAAUCUUAAUUUUCCACAACAAAAUCAACAGCGCCUCAAACACACGCACACUUUUCAAAACAUUCGACUCUCUCCUCUGUCCCCCUCCACCACCACCCACCACCUCCCUAACUGCUGAUGAUUUUGCUAAUUUCUUCACUGACAAAACAUCUACCAUCAGCAGUCAGUUCUCAGCUCCACACACACAGGAACUCAGACCAACCACAUACACAGCCACACAUCUCCUCUCUUCCUUCUCUCCCCUCACUGAGACAGAAGUAUCCAAACUUCUCCUCUCCAGUCAUCCCAGCACCUGCCCUCUAGAUCCCAACCCCUCACACCUUCUACAAGCCAUCGCUCCUCCACUUUUACCAGCCCUUAGACACAUUAUCAACACAUCCACACAGGCAUUUUCCCUACCGCAUUCAAGCAGGCUUGGGUAACCCCACUGCUUAAAAAACCCACAAUAAACACGUCACUUGUAGAUAGUUACAGACCUGUCUCUCUCCUACCAUUCAUAGCAAAAACACUUGAAUGAGUUAUUUUCAAUCAGGUGUCAUCUUUCCUCUCACAGAGCAAUCAAUUGGAUGUCAAUCAAUCUGGUUUCAAGAGCGGCCAUUCAACCGAGACUGCACUACUGUCGGUCACUGAAUCCCUGUGGAUUGCAAAGGCUGAUUCCAAAUCAUCUGUUCUCAUUCUGCUCGAUCUGUCUGCUGCCUUUGAUACUGUGAAUCAUCAAAUACUUCUGUUCACCCUCUCAUCACUGGGCAUCUCAGGUACUCCACUUCACUGGUUUGAAUCCUAUAUCACAGGUCUUUCAGAGUUGCCUGGAGAGGGGAGGUAUCCAAAGAUCAUCAACUGAUCAUAGGGGUUCCUCAGGGUUCAGUUCUUGGACCCUUCCUCUUCUCCAUAUACACUACAUCACUGGGUCCCAUCAUACAGGCACAUGGGUUCUCCUACCAUUGGUAUGCUGAUGACAUGCACUGCACUGCAGCACCUCUCAUCUUUAAUGAGCCCAAAAGAGCCUACGUCACACCUCUCUUCAUCUCUCUGCACUGGCUAACACUUGCUGCUCACAUCAAGUUCAAGGUGUUUACGCUUGCUUACAGAUCUACCACAGGCUCAGCACCCUCCUACUUCCACUCACUUUUACGAGUCUACAUUCCUACCAGAAGCCUCUGUUCACUAAAGGAACAAAGGCUCAUGGUACCAUCAAAGAGAGGCACAAAAUCACUCUCCAGAACAUUUUCGUUCACUUCUCCAUGCUGGUGGAAUGAUCUUCCUGCCUUCUUCCGGAAUGCAGAAUCCCUGGCAAUAUUCAAAAGACAGCUGAAAAUCUUUCAUGAGCACUUCUUAACCUCAUCUUAAAAAAAAAAAAAAAAUUCCUGUUCUUUCAUUACCUAUCCUUUCAUUUCUUUUAAUCACUCUCUAUUGUAGCUUAUGAUACUCUGAGCAAUGUCUGAAACUUGUAUUGUGAGCACUUCUUGUGUCUAUUUGCCUCUUCAUGAUGACUCGCUUGUUGUAUUCCUCACUUGUAAGUCGCUUUGGAUAAAAGCAACUGCCAAAUGAAUAAAUGUAAAUCUUACAUGUGUUAUAAUGUACAGCAGGAGUGUCCAAUCCUGCUCCUGGAGGCCAACGUCCUGCAGAGUUUAGCUCCAACCAGCUCAAACACAUUUACCUGGAAGUCUUUAGUCAGUCUAAAGACCUUGUUUAGUUUGUUCAGGUGUGUUCAAUUAGGGUUGAAGAUAAAAAUUUGCAGGACAGUGACCCUCCAGGAACAGGUUUGGAUUAUUAUCAUUAUAGUGUACAAAACAAACUUUCUGGCAACAAGAUGAACACGUCAACAAUAUUACAAUACUAUUAAUACUUUAAUCCUCCAAUUUCCUUUUUAAUAAAACUGAUAAGAUGAGAUGCAAAAUGGCACCUGAUGUGUUUGUAAGAAACAAGACGGUGUGAUUCAAGAGACAUGAAUGAAGCACUGGCUUCAGAUACUGGGAUGAGUGGUGUAAGGGCCACCCAAUUGACCCAAUGAAAGUAUCCAGUGUGUGGCUGAAGGUUUCCUGUGCAUUCUGUCUUUUCCAUCUCUACUGUGUAUAACAUUUAUGUUAUUGCAGUUGUAGCAUCUGGACCAGACACACAAUUAUUCAUUAUAUUUAAUGAAUUAUCCAGAAACUCACUCUCUCAAAGUUCUGUGAACCCAUCCCCCUAAAAACUGCAACUAGCAUCCCAAACGUAGCUAACACACAGGCAGAACUAGGUGUCCUGUUACAGGACACAGGAAAACUGAUAAAAACUUUUACGAUCAGAAAAAAAUUUGCAGAGACUAGUGACUCUGACUUCAUUCUUUCUGAGAAGGACAAAUAAACCCUAUUAAUCCUAUAUAUUCUAUAUAUAACCACUUGAGAAAUGUAUAAACAUGUAUCCAAUUUUCCCAUCUCAUGACUUUCUUUUUAUAGGGUUUAUUCUAUGUAUUAAUUCUCUCUGUAGAACUAUUAUGGUAUUAAUGUUUCGGAGUUGAAAAUUUAUGGUUAACUAAAAUCACAUGGGUAGCACGUUUGGUAUCUACGGACUCCAACUUUCGUUUCCUAUUUGGUAAUUUAUGUUACAUGUUACUAACUCUGUGACACCUUAGUAUUAUAAGAAUCUAGAAGGUUCUUCUCUCAAACAUCCAAUCCAAUGUCUUAUGCUAAUAUCUUGCUACAGAACAAAGACUCGUAAAAUUUUCCCUCUGAAGGGAAAAUUCCUUAUUGGCUCAGACACCUCAGGAGGGUGUGGCAUCUUCACCCUUUAAAAUCACUAAUCACAAGAUCACCUCUCUUUUUUCCUUUACUGAAAAACGCUGAUGUAAAAAUGAUGCUGUACUAGAAGCUUCUAAGGAACUCUAAGCUUGUGCCAGGCUUCGGCCUAGACCUUCCAUUCACCAAAGAUCCUCUGAAUCCAACUGGUUCUUUUUCAUCAAGACAAUAUCAGCAAAGAUUCAAUGGGAGCCUCCACAAAUUGCAUCAGGACAGCUUUAAUUCAAAUGGGCGAGACAUGCAAGUAUCAGACUUAGUCUCAUUAUUUGAUACAUUGAGUAUCCUUACUCCUUUUAAAGAAGGGCCUGUUAAAACUAAACUGAUGGUUUGCUCAAGGCUGUUGAUCUGCUGAAUUUCAAACAAUGCUGUAACUUCUUGCUUUCCUGUAUUUUGCUUCAGCUCUCUCUUUCGCUUGGUAAACUAUGCAUGUAUGUGUGUGAAUGUUAGAUUAGUUAAGUGUUUAGUCUAGUUAAUAAAGUCUUGUUCAUGUCACACGUAGAGUUGUCCGUGUUUCAUGCUCAUACUGGAGUCCCUAUUCAUGCAGAUCCUGACUACAUGCUCUGAGUAGUACUGUACAUAAGAUUGUUAUUUCCCAUAACCUGGAAAUGAACAUUUCUUAGAAUUAACAAUUAACACUGUGCGUCCAUUGGACAACAGUUUAAUUGAUUGUAAUAUUAAUUUUAUUACAUUAAGUUAAUUUUAUUAACUGAUCCAAAUAUUUAUAAUAAAUUAUAACUAGUUAUGAUUAAUUAUUCAUAUUUCUUUUGAGCUAAUUUGCUACACAGUUUAAGGUCUUUAAUUACAAUUUAGGUUUUAUGUUCUUUUUAAAUAUUUUUUUUCCAACACUUCAUUAUUCUACUUAAUUCUAUACUUUAAAUUGCACUUGUUUAUUUGGAUUCCAGUGUUAUCUUGUGCCGUCUGUUUAUCCGGGUCUCACAGUCACAAACUUGCCAGUCUGUUCUUUAGUCAGUGGUUGGACUAUGAAAUAUGCUGUCCCAUGCCUGCUAAUUUUUCACAUAGUAUUUCAUCUAGCCCUCUAUAUAACUGCAUAAAGAGAAAAUUUUGAAUUUUGCCUAAUGAGUCACAUGCUCCAUCUAAUUCUAAUUCUGACAUCAGUAAGAUACAUAGUGCUGAGUGUAUGGAUACAGUCCACACUAUGGGCUGAUCUGGCUACAGAAUUGCCCUGAGCCUUUUGCAAACUUUCCUCGAGUACCCAGACUAAGAUAAACAUCCUCCAAAUGGAGGCAUGAAAAGACCCUGGGAAAGAGCAAACCCUCUGCAGUGAGCAAAGUAUCCCUAAACUCUGACCUUUAUUACCUUUUACGCCCAUUUCACACUGCAAGCUUGAGUGGCGUGUGAGCGUAACUACAUCGUCACUGCAGCUGCAGAGAUGCGCGAGUAUUCACACUGGAAGCGUUUGUACAGCGUCACAGCAGCGGCUCAAAGCUACAUAUAAAGUGAGCAUUUCUUUACAAAGACAGCUAUUAAUUUCUUUUUAUAAGUUGGUCAUUUAUAAACGUGAUAGUCUUGAAGGUUUGUUAACAUGGGGAGGUGUACAACAUUCACAUAUAAACAUAAAAAAAUAAAAAUAAAUAAAUAAAUAAAAGCCUCGUAUCAUCCAUUGCUGCACACGAAUGAGGUAAGGUUUGUGUUUUAUAUCAUCUGCUGUGUGCACAUGUUUACAAGACAGCAAACUCUGCGAAAAAAGUCAGCAAACUCGGGUUUGAUUUGGUUAUGCUGCAGUCUAUAUAUCUGUCUGUGUAUUAACUAAAAGAAUGUUUAUAUAUCAUAUUUUCUGGCUAGUUUAGUUGAGCUUUUUAUAAUACACCAUACUUUAACCGAAACUGAAUAAUUAAAAACAAGUUUAUCUGUCAUACUCCAAUUCUUGUUAAAACACACUAGACAUGCUUAUUCUGUGCAUUUUGAACACUUUGUGUGUGAAAUUAUAUUUAAUUUGUCCAUCAAAAUUGUGCUUUCAUCUUAAUUGAGCAGCAGCAGCACAGCAAAAAUAGACUCGGCACUGAAACCCCCACUUCACUGCUGCUCAUGCAAUGCUCCUGCUUGACGCUCAUGUGCUGCUCCUGCUGCCGGUGUGAAUGCAUCCAUUGGUUAACAUGCACGCCAAAAAAAAAAAAAAAAAAAAAACGCGCAUUUCCCGCAUUUUCACUCUGUGGGGUGUGGAGACAGAUGCCUGUGUGUGUUUGUAUUUUGUUUUCAGUAGCAAAGCUAUUUUACUAAUAAAAGUCACAGAGCAGCAUUCACAACAAGUUUCUGUGCUCCUGAAUUUCUGUGUGCGAUGUGAGAUCUCCAAUUUCUUUGUGUGAAAGUUUUGUGUGUGUGUGUGUGUGUGUGUGUGUGCCGUCCCCACCAUUGAAGAAAAUUUCCACCUUUCCGUGUUUUCACUGUUGUAAGGUAGGGAGUGUUAUUAUACAUCUUCUGAAAGAGUACAGAAUCUCUUAAUCAAACACAUGCAAUGAAGAAGCAGAAACAAGCAAUUAUCAUACGUAAGCAGAUGCAUAUGUAAAAUAAUGCAGUCAUCAACAUUAAACAGCAUAUAAAUCAAAACUGCCUAAUGUUACUGAAUUAAAUGUUGACCGAGGACUGUGUUUUGAUCAUCGUUCUGAAUCCCAUCCAGAUGAAGUCUUUGACAAAAACAUGAUUUUCUCAGUUUUUUGGUUAAAAUGUUUUUUUUUUUUUUUUUUU
Molecule: messenger RNA, 9554 nt
Organism: Ctenopharyngodon idella (grass carp)
Lineage: Eukaryota; Metazoa; Chordata; Actinopteri; Cypriniformes; Xenocyprididae
Product: NLR family CARD domain-containing protein 3-like
Exons: 9
Coding region: 445-2880 (811 amino acids)
Molecular function (GO): protein binding
Source: RefSeq, a predicted model, not a curated record